UUAGGUAUUGCGACGUGUCACGAAAAUAUUAUCUGUCAUUAGUAUCAUUAGAAUGUAGGUGAAAAAAAUAUCAGUCUUCAAAAGGAGGAAGAUAAAAUAAAGCAAAAUGUCUAGGAUACAUAAUAAAAUGCCACGGUUGGCAGUUCGUGACAGCUUCGAUGACGAAGAUUUGAGUGAUAUCGACGACGAGGUUUUCAUUCGUGAUGGGAAGAGUGGAAUUUUGAAAAUAGAUGAUGAAUCCGGCGUGAAAAGACCAUUGAUGGCACCCCGUAGAAAAUUUAAAAGUGUCCACAUGACUGAAAGAGUCAGUUUGCCUUACAGAGUUUUAUUGGCUCCUUUUUGUUAUGGGUUGAUAGCAUUAUUUAUUUUGUUGGGACUAAUUGCCCUUUGUGCUUUAACAGCCAAUUUAUUCCCAAUGCCAUUCACAGUCUUAAGAAAGUGGAUAUCUACAAAUGAUAUAAAACCUCAUGUUAACAAAACGGAAGCCAUUCCUUGUACUUCUCUCAAUUCUAAAAUCAUUUGGACGAAAACUCUUCCAAAAUUUACAUCAGAGGCGCCUUUGAGAAGCAACGACGUAAAUGGGGAUAAUAUUGAAGAUAUCAUCGUCGGAUUUAGCACAGGACUGGAUGCAGUGGAUUCUCCGGAUUACUAUUGCACCCUCUACUUCGAGAACCAAAAACCCUGUUUCGGAGGAGUUCAUGCUCUGGAUGGAAACUCUGGAGAAAUAAUCUGGACCCAUUGGACUGGCCACGCAAUAUUUUCCGUUGAUUGCAGUCUGGAUUUAAAUGACGAUUCUACCAAAGAUUGUGUUAUUUCCGGACGUGGAGGAAUUUUGCAUGCAGUGAACGGUCGAGAUGGAAAAAGUAUCUGGGAAAUGCCACGGGAAGGGAAAGAACUACCGGUAUCAGAACGUGGUGAUUUGUUGGACAUCUACGACGCUAAAUUCAUCGCUGAUAUUGAUGAUGAUGAGAUUGGAGAUGUAGUCGCCUCACAUAUUCUUCAAGUGGAUGAAAAACGUCUUUCCGAAGUUGUCAUCAUCUCUGGAAAAACCGGAAAAGUUAUUCGCAACGCUGGUUUACCAGAAACGGAGGAAUUAUUCGUUGCGCCUGAAGUUCUUGUUCAUCCGGAUGGCGAGAAUAUUUUCGUUAUGGUCACAAAUAGUCAGAAACAAUCGGGAGGUCUAUAUGUUGUGGCUCAGUCUAAAUUAAUGCGCGGAGAGUUUAAGUUGCAAAAGCUCCAUCACAGUGCAGGUAAAGGAGUCCUGCUUUCUCCAAUUCUCGUCGACAUAACUCUCGACGGAACCGAAGACAUCGUAGCCGCAAUGUUUAAUUCAACAAUUGUCGCCUACGACGGGAAAUCUUUUCAGCAGAUCUGGAACUACACAGUCCCGAACUCCGAAGUAAUCAGCAUUCCAAUUCCAGGAUAUUACGAUGACGACAACGUCCCCGAUUUUAUGGUGAAACACCAUAUAGGCCCAGGAAUUCCAGUAUAUUAUUACACAGUGGCGACAAUCCUAAAUGGAAAAACGGGAAAGCCACUACUUGAAGAGCCAAUGGAAGACAGCAUGAGUGCCCAGAUGUCCGGCUUAUCACUGUCGGUCCAAGGAUUUGGAAAUGAUUGGUUCCUUCACUGGUCAGCCGAUUGUCUAAAACACAAAGGCUCAAAAGAAAAGUACCAAUUUUUCAAAGGCCCGAAUACCAAUUCACAAAUGCGAGCCGAUCUCUGUAAACUUCGUUUCAAUUCCACUCUCACCUCUUCCUUAUACGCAUUUAGCCAACAUGUUGGUCCUCCCGGUCUGUCAUUAUAUUUCUCCGAAGACUGGAAAAAACUCGAAUUCAACAAUUCCUUCGAUCCUCGUCAAACUGCUGAAAAUUAUAUUGAAAAUUAUACCUUGGAUGAGCCAUUGAUUGAAAGCGAAGAUGUUGCGGAGCGAUCGCCAAAACUUGGGAAAGUUAUCGAGCCAGAGAGCAAAUAUGAGCUUGAUGACGACUUUUUAAAGGAAAGGGAUGAUAAGUACGAUCUUGAGGAUUACAAAGACGUGGAACCGGAAAUUUUAAACUUUGAGGAUAAAGUUCCGGAUGCAAUGAACAUUGCCGAGGAGUUGAGAGGUUUAGAUAAAUGGGAGAAUAUGCGUCCAAAAAAAGUAUACGACGUUUUGUAUGAUGAUGGAACCGAGCGUUUGGAUUUGCCACAAUCGGAAGUUCGUGCCCAGCGUAGUGAAAAUAUUCCAAAGGUCAAUAACGACACCAACGACGUACAAAAUAAACUCGAUCCUAGUAUGGAUUACACGAAUGGUCAGACGAGAAGAUAUUAUUCUUUGGAACCGGUUAACAGGUCGAAUUCUCUUGACGAGGAUUCUGAUUAUUUCAGCAUGUCUGAAGACGUGGACUUUACUGAUGACCCAGAGGAAGUGCCCGAUGAUAAACGGAAACGGGAGACGAGACAAACUAAAAAAACUUCACCGAGGGAAGCUUUUGAAGAGAAAACUUUGGGUCAGAAAGAAAUACCUAUCAUUCUCCAGAAUGGAAAUGAGAGAACAAUCAAGCUUGUUAAGAAACUGAAAGAAAAGAUUCCAGGGAAGAAAACGCUUAAGAAGAAGAAAAUUGUUCUUAAAAAUGAGCAAGAAGAACAGAAGGAACUCUAUCGAGCAAAGCGAAUUCGCAAACGGUCAUCAGAGACAGGUUUGAGAAAUAUCGCGACAGGAGUCCAGAGACAACCACCUACUGGAAUUUUGCUUCCUUCUUUGAAGUCUUCGGAAAAACGUUCGAUUGACCUUUUAUUCUCGACUUAUUGGCUUCCGGCGACCGAAAAUCCGAUUGUUCUUCUUCAGCAAGACCUGGACUGCAUUCGACGGAAGGAAGAAGACCUGGGGAGGAAACUUCAACUCGCAGAGUACGAUAUUAAUGUCAAGGAAUGUCUCGUGGAACGAGGUUUUAAUUACCAAAUUUUUGAAGAAGCUAUUGACCGAGAAAAUGUGAAAAUUGCUCUCGGACAAAUGACAGUUUAUAGAAUGCAACUCCAGUGUAUUUGUCCGGAAGAUAUGGCACCAGGAAAAAUUUGCAAAGAUAUUUCUGCUCAUCAAAGUUGGCCUGCGCAUCUUGGUUCUUCCGGCAAUGGCUAUUUUAAACCUUUACGUUCCAAAAAUUCUUGAAGGAAAUUUCCAGA
Belonocnema kinseyi is the source of this 3165-nucleotide messenger RNA. RefSeq lists its product as uncharacterized. The coding region runs from base 107 to 3151 and encodes 1014 amino acids. Lineage: Eukaryota; Metazoa; Arthropoda; Insecta; Hymenoptera; Cynipidae. Gene Ontology annotation, molecular function: protein binding. The transcript is spliced from 4 exons. The record is from RefSeq and is a predicted model, not a curated record.